Molecule: messenger RNA, 2490 nt
Organism: Linum tenue
Lineage: Eukaryota; Viridiplantae; Streptophyta; Magnoliopsida; Malpighiales; Linaceae
Source: the annotation of a GenBank genome assembly
CUGCUCCCUCCUUCCAUCUCCUGCCCCGACGAUCAGAAGCAAGCCCUUCUCCAGUUCCAAUCUCUUGCAGCUGGAAACACCACCUCUAAAUUCCUCCCCUGGAUCUCCUCCACCGAUUGCUGCGAAUGGCAAGGGGUAGAAUGCGCAGCGGACGCACUCUCCGGCUGUGGAUGGCAAGGAGGAGCGGAAUGCCAGACAUUGCCACGUAGUCCGACGCAGCCACGAGUAGUGACUGCGCUCAACCUCUUCAGUUUCAUCCCUCUCCUGCAAUCAUCCGGGCAAGUUACAUUAGUGUCGGCCAACGUCCUGACUCCGCUGUUCGGUAUCACAACGGUAAAGAAACUCGACCUCUCACUCAACCUCAUCCACGGCGAAAUCCCUGGUCGAGGAAUCGCCAAUUUGACCCAAUUGGUGACCCUGGACCUCUCCAACAAUUACUUCACAGGUUCAAUUCCUGCUCAGCUUUUCUCUCUCACCCAGCUGGAGUCCCUCAGGAUUAACAUAGUUGACGACGUUCAGAGAACUGUGAACAACAAUGGCGGCCCUUUUGAGGGGAGGAAAGGGUACACACUAGAAGGCGAGAUUCCAGUUGAGAUCGGGAAGCUUACGAAUUUGAAGGAACUUCUGUUGGAUGGCAAUCGGCUUUCUGGUUCGAUUCCAUCGACUGUUUCUCAGUUGAAGAGCCUUGAGGAGUUUGAUUUACACGGCAACUUUCUCUCCGGGGAGAUACCAACUGGUAUUGGGAAUUGCUCAAAUUUGACAACUUUUGCAGUAUGGGACAACAGCUUGGCUGGUGAUAUCCCAAUGUCAGUUCUAAACCUGACCAAAAUCAGGACAUUCAGGCUCAACGGCAAUCUUCUCACCGGCGAAGUUCCGGCCGGGUUGUUCGAUUUGCCUGAACUCUCCUACUUGUAUCUUGGCGAUAAUAGGUUGACCCUCAGGGGAUUAAGCAGUCUAAUUCCGAGAAGCAGAUUUAUCUCGUUGUCUCUACCGUCCUGCAACAUCUCUGAUUCAAUUCCCAGAUGGGUAGCUAACCAAACGACACUUUACUCCCUCGAUUUGAGCCAAAACCGGAUUCAUGGAGCUUUUCCUCAAUGGCUGGUUGAUACACAGCUUCAAAGUUUGGAUCUUUCGGAUAACGAUCUUGAAGGUUCUCUGCCUGCCGAUUUCUUCCAACCUAAAGGAGGAGGGCAGAGUAUUAUCAACCUAUCGAGGAACAAUCUGCGAGGGAGAUUGCCGGAGACUGCAAUCUGUGAAAAUGCUUUCAACGCAAUUGUGCUCUCCGGCAACCAAUUCUCAGGGCCGCUUCCGAAAUGCAUGUCGAACUUGACUUCGCUUUCGGUUCUCGACCUUUCAGGAAAUGCAUUCGCCGGAGAAGUUUUGCCCCUUCUUUUCCAGGAGGGCGGUUUCUGCCCUACCUAUGUCGAUCUCUCUUCCAACAGAUUCCACGGCAGAGUUUCAGUAAACUGCUCUCAGAAUCUCCAAUUCCUGGUGCUCGGCCGCAACAAUUUCUCCGGGCAUCUACCCCAGAGUCUAGGGGAAGUGACGGGUCUGAAGUUUCUCGAUCUCCAUGAGAACAACAUCACCGGCGAGAUCCCCAGCUCUAUUUCCCGAUUGUCGAACCUCCAAGUUUUGGGUCUUCGCGGGAACUCUCUGGAGGGCCAAAUUCCACGUUCUCUGUCGAACCUCACGAGUAUUCAGAUCUUAGAUCUCUCCGGCAACCAAUUGAGCGGGAGUUUGCCGGAGGGGAUUGGAAAUCUCACCGCAAUGUCGGAAACCCCACGGGACUCGUCGAUUCAAGUGAUGGCAUCGGGAACGGAGAACUACUUCUUCGUAUUUGGCGUCUUACUCGAUUCCCCGCCGCUGCUUCAGGUCUUCUGGAAAACGCUCCACCGGGGACUUCCAAACCAGCACCUAGGGUUGUACACUUUCCUCGAUCUAUCAAACAAUCGAUUCUCCGGCGAGAUCCCCAGCGAAUUGGGGAAUUUGACGAGUCUGAAAGCGUUGAAUCUCUCGCAUAACCAGCUAUCGGGGUGGAUUCCGGCGAGUUUGGGGGAGAUGCGGAGCUUGGAGAGUCUCGAUCUCUCGCACAACGGUCUCUCCGGCGAAAUACCGCAAUCGUUCGAGAAGUUUCAGCAGUUGAACAAUUUGGAUGUGAGCAACAACGACCUCACGGGUCGGAUCCCGACGGGUCCACAAAUGGAUCGGAUGAACGACCCGGGUUCUUACGCGAAUAAUAGUGCUGGAUUGUGUGGGGCGCAGAUUCGGGUCCCGUGCGACGGGGGAGGGUUGAAUGGGUCGCCGCCGGCGACUGAGGAAGAAGAAGGGAGCGAGAGGGAGACGGAGUGGUUUUCGUGGAUGACGGCGGGGAUUGGAUUCCCGGCGGGCUUUGUGACGACGGUUGUGGGGAUGUAUGGGCUGGGUUACUUCCACGCUGGGUUGCUGUGGGCCCGGUGGCGAAGGAGGUGGCCUCGUGGUAUUAGAUUUUAA